Molecule: messenger RNA, 3716 nt
Organism: Tigriopus californicus
Lineage: Eukaryota; Metazoa; Arthropoda; Copepoda; Harpacticoida; Harpacticidae
Product: potassium voltage-gated channel subfamily KQT member 1-like
Exons: 15
Coding region: 727-3669 (980 amino acids)
Biological process (GO): potassium ion transport; transmembrane transport
Cellular component (GO): voltage-gated potassium channel complex; membrane
Molecular function (GO): voltage-gated potassium channel activity
Source: RefSeq, a predicted model, not a curated record
CUGUGGUGCGCUGCGCUGCGCUGGGCUGCUCUUCCCUUCGUUCCCUCUUGUGUCUCUCUCUUUGGCUAACUCGAUGUCUCCUCUACUCUUUGACUGACUAGUUUGCUUUUGGUUCUUCGUCGGUUUACCCUUGUUUAACUAGUGGACGAAAAGAGCGGUAUUGACCAAAGUUCCCCGAAAGGUGUUGCUCCUCCGAAGUGAUAGACUGACAUGUCAACGUUAAUACUCCAAUUGAGUGACAAACGGUUCUUGGGCGUUCAUCCAAUGUAUGCCAGGUCAAUGGAAUAGGAGCAAAGAUCUCAUGCUUUUCAUGCAUCUUCAAUUCACCUUCGUUGGAUCUGAUUGUGCUGGUGGUUAUGAUGGCUUUCCCCUCUUUGGUGCUUUGGUGGCCGUCUGCGUGUUCCACUCAAACCUCUCAUCGCCCAAAAAUCAUCAAUCAAACGUGGGUUAUGUGAGUGCAUGGGUUUCAAAUAAUCAAGCUCAAAAUGUCGGGUUCUAUAUGAGCCACAUCAGCGUUGGAACUCGCCCAAAUGUAACCGUAUUUCAAGCCCAACGAAAAUAAACAGUGUCUCGCAAUCUCCUCCAUCGUUUGUCUUCCCUCGCUCCUUUCCAUUGGGAUUGGCGGUAUCGUUGGAUAUUGCUGGAGCCAAACGAACAGAAGGCCGUCCAGCCUCACAAACACUUAGCCUCGUCAGAAUUAGAUUGCUCCCCGCAAGAUGUGACAGAAUGCUGGAACAACAAUCAAAUCCCCACUCGACCAGCCAACCCAUUUCCCAAGGUGAGAGCCUUCCCACCACGACCUCCAUGCCCAGGUCAGUGAAGAUGACGGUAGUGGGCGGCACACCUGUCGUCAGUGGGACCUGUGCCAGUGCCACGCCUUCACCGGCCAAGGCCGUCGUCAUGGCCACGCCAACGACCCAGUGUGCCCAUGCUAAUGAGGAUGUGGGCUGUGAAUUGGGCCAUCCGUCGCUUAGCACAAACAAAUCAUCCUUCACAAACUUGUGGGCUGUGACGGAGGACGAAUUAGAGGCCAGACGCGAUCGGGAUCGGGAUUAUGGUGACGACAUCUCGAGGAUGACGAGGCGGACUAAUGGGAACUUGGGGCCCGACUCUCAUCAUCACGCCUCUUCCUCGGCCACGUGCACGGCGACUUCUAAGAAAUCCAGUGAGAGUGAGCGAAACCUCCAUUUGCUCCAGGAACCCCGACCUCCCAACUACUUGAAGGAGAGACAGAAUUCGACGUGUUCCAGUUCGUGCCUCGAGAGAGGCGGUGGCUCUGAUAGUGUCAGCCAGACCGACAGCAUCUUAAAGGAACGGCCUCCACUCAAUCGCGGCAAAUCCGUCUCGUUUCUGGACGUGGGUGGUGCCACUCUGGGCACAUCUAAUCGGUCACCCUCUCUACUAAGUGAUAAUGUGAGUGUUCGAUCGGCCUUGAUGGCCUCCAACGCAGUCAUGGGGGUGCCAGCCUCGCCCGCCAUUUCCAUCCUCAACAAGGACAAUGAACGGGAUCCAUCAACCACCCGUGGAACAGCUCAUUCCCCCCAUGGGCGAUCGGCCUCGGCUGUCAAUCUCAAUAUGCCUGAUCCCAAGGCCCUGGGCGUCAAUGGAUCACCGCUCUGGUUUCAAAAGGAGGCCAAGAAAGGGAUUAAAAACACCUUGAAAGGCCAAGUCUACAAUUUCUUGGAGCGGCCCACGGGCUGGAAAUGCUUCGUUUAUCACUUUUCCGUAUUUAUGUUGGUUCUCAUUUGCCUGAUCUUCAGUGUGCUGUCCACCAUUGAAGAGUAUGCCGAAUUCGCCAAUGAGACACUGUUCUACAUGGAAAUCUGUUUGGUGGGCUUUUUUGGGGUGGAGUAUGUCAUUCGAUUGUGGUCGGCGGGGUGUCGCUCAAAAUAUAUCGGGUUUUGGGGCAGACUUCGUUUCAUUCGUAAACCCAUUUGUAUCAUUGACCUGAUCGUGGUUUCGGCCUCGCUGAUUGUCCUCUCAGUGGGAUCCAAUGGGCAAGUGUUUGCCACUUCAGCCAUUCGGGGCAUCCGAUUCCUCCAAAUAUUACGCAUGCUCCAUGUGGAUCGUCAAGGGGGAACGUGGAGACUAUUGGGAUCCGUUGUGUUCAUUCAUCGUCAAGAGCUCAUCACUACUCUUUACAUCGGUUUUUUGGGCCUUAUCUUUUCAAGUUACUUUGUCUACUUGUCAGAGAAGGACGCCAUUGGUCCCAAAGGAAGAUCCGAUUUCGAAUCCUACGCUGACGCCCUUUGGUGGGGAGUGAUCACCGUGACAACCAUCGGUUAUGGCGACGCAGUUCCCCGCACUUGGAUGGGAAAGAUUGUGGCCUCGUGCUUCUCGGUCUUCGCUAUCUCGUUUUUUGCACUUCCCGCAGGCAUCUUAGGAUCUGGGUUUGCUUUGAAGGUGCAGCAGAAGCAAAGACAAAAACACUUCAAUCGUCAGAUCCCAGCGGCUGCCAGCCUUAUUCAGAGCCUUUGGAAAUGUUAUGCCUCGGAUAAGAAUUUCCACGGCAAAGCCACUUGGAGGAUUCAUAUCAAGGAGCCGGUUCCAAAUACCACGAAUGCAUGGAAAGAGGUCGCGAAUAAGGCCAGUGUUCUCAGGCGGAGAAAAUCGAAACUAAAACUCGACCCUUCUCAACCAGGCGAUCCUAGUCGAAGGCCAAGCAACGAUGAUGACCCCAAUUUUGAUCAAGAUGAAAGCAAAUCAGAUCAAGAAUGCUGGCCUAUGCAUAUGCAAACGGACUCUAAUGACAUGGGAAGACGCCGCUUGUCGGUCAUGGACGUGGGCCGCUCAAUCCGUGACGUCAUCGCCCGUCGAAGCUCACCGGGCUUGGAUUUACGUCCUACCAAACGCCGAGAAUCCUCCGCCGAAAUACGCAUGCCCGUUCGAGCGCGAGUUGACCGACUGGCUACCUCGCCGCGCCCCUACCUCGACCGCGACAGCCCGUUUGAGCGCUCUCUGAGCUUAGAUGAGAAGACAUUGAAGAGACAGUUGCAUCAAGAGGGUGAGCCACGAGCAAGUGCAACCACUCGCUCGGUGAACAACAACCGUCGCUCCAAUUCCAGAAGUUUCUUCUCUCAAUUGAGUGGCAUGACUGAAGUGAGUUCCAUGAAUGAAUGUGAUGAUGACUACGACCAAGAUAACCAAGGACUCACCAGGUCGAUAAUUGUAGAGUACAAAGACUUAACCGAGGCCCACCGCAAUGCCAUCCGAGCCAUACGAAAAAUCAAGUAUUUUGUGGCCAGAAGAAAGUUCCAACAAGCCCGAAAACCCUACGAUGUCAGAGAUGUGAUAGAACAGUACUCUCAGGGUCAUUUGAAUAUGAUGGUUCGCAUUAAGGAGCUCCAAAGGCGCCUAGACCAGACCUUGGGCAAACCAGGGAGCUACCACCACGGUGUGGACCGAGAAGGCCACAUCAAGCCCAUGACCAUUGGUGCCCGACUCUAUCGGUUGGAGAACCAAGUGUCCAAUGUGGAUCGUCGGAUGGAGGGAAUGACUCAAAUGCUCAAAUUGAUCCUUCAACGCCAAGAGGAGCUCGUAUACAUCCAUCGAACCCUGCCUAAAAUUGAAUCUCAGGAUGAAUCUGAAUACAUGACCCAGGGGGGGCCACACCCACCAUCCCAAUGUCAACCUAAUCUACCGAAAGCACUGACCGGUGACGGGGAUUAGGAAUAUGACCAAUAAACACGCCUUGCAUCAAUGUUGAAAGUGCCUUU